UUUUUUUUUUUUUUUUUUAAAUAGCUAGCUCAUUUUUAUAACAACAAUAUUGACAGUAUAACAAGUGGAGUUUAAAGAAGGUAAAAUGUAAGCAAAUUUUAUCCUUAUUUUUACUGAGUGGAGAAUCUGUUGUUAGAAGAAAGUAAAUAUAAGUCAAUCUUAUCCCUAUCUGUGUUGAAUAGAUGGUCUGAUUUCAACUAACCCCGACUCCAAAAAGAAGAUAUUGAAAGCAGGGCUAAACAAAGGUAAUUAUCAAGACUUAAUUCCCUUCAACAAAUGCCUUCAUUGUCUUCAUUCAAUUAAUUGGCCAUUAAACUUUUCAUUUUUUAUGUUUGAUAUCUAUCUCUUGUUAAUAGACUAAACUAUCUUUGAGAUAUUUUUGUUUUGAUUGACCUCAUACUUGUCCAAUUCUAAUAUGUUUAAAAUCUAUGGGUAAAGUUUCGUGGAUAAACUCUAUUUGUAUUCACUGCCCAUCAAGAAAGGGAAUAUCCCAAAGAAUUCAAUAAUGUCCAUUAUGUUUUUGUCAAUCUAAUGAAAUGGUACAUAACAAAACAACACACUCCCAAAUUUAAUCUUCUGAAAGCUCUAAUACCACAUACAGAUCAAAAGAUCCCUAUCCAAUUUCAAUCUACCCUCAUCCAACUUCCAUUCUAAAAGAUAAACUAAACUAUUAAGUUCACCAUAGCUUGCCACAUGGCAACAACCCCAAUUGGCCAAGUCAUGGCAGUUCUCCAGCCUACCCAAACUGCCUAUAGCCACAAGCAUUUUGCCACAUUCUAAAAAAAUUUAAAUGGAAAAAGUGAGGCCAACUAUGCUCCACCAACUAAUUUGGAGACCAUAUAGGAGUGUGUAUAUAUAUAUACCAACACCAAUGUUGCACAUUCUAACAAACCAAAAACACAACACUUACCUAAAUUCUUACACAUCUAGUUCUGACCAAAUUUCUUCUUCUGAUAUAAAUGGAUUGGACAAGAGGCCAUACCAUAGGCCGCGGCUCUUCAGCUACGGUCUCGGCGGCCAAGUCAAUUUGGUGCGAUGAGGUUUUUGCUGUCAAGUCAGUGGAGCUAUCCGAGUCGCAGUUAUUACAAAAAGAACAGAAAAUUCUGUCCCAAUUGAGCUCCCCUUAUAUAGUUAUCUACAAGGGUUACGAUGUUACUAAAGAGAAAGACAAACUCACGUUUAAUCUUAUGAUGGAAUACAUGUCGGGCGGCACAAUCUCCAAUGCAAUUCGGAAACAAGGCGGUUGGAUUAAUGAGCAGUUGAUAGGGUGUUAUGCGAAGCAAAUUCUUCUAGGAUUAGAGUACCUACAUUCAAGAGGCAUAGCACACUGUGACAUUAAGGGGCAGAACAUUCUGUUAGGUAAAACAGGUGCCAAAAUUGCUGACUUUGGUUGUGCUAGGUGGGUUGAUGCUGCGGAAAGGGACGGCGGCGGCGCGGCUGGUUCUGUAGAGCAAAUUGGUGGGACCCCAAUGUUCAUGGCACCGGAGGUGGCACGCGAGGAAGAACAGGGGUGUCCUGCUGAUAUUUGGGCACUGGGAUGUACAAUUAUUGAAAUGGCCACAGGUAGAUCACCAUGGACUGAUAUGACAAACACAGCUUCAUUACUUUACCUAAUUGCAUUUUCUGGGGAAUCCCCAGAAAUUCCAAGGUUCCUCUCUUUACAAGCAAAGGAUUUCUUAUACAAAUGCUUGAGAAGAGAUCCAAAAGAUAGAUGGACAGCAAAACAACUCCUUAGACAUCCAUUUCUUGAAGAAUCCAAUUCGAAUUUUAUGAUAACUCAAGAUUUUGUGACAAGCUCUCCAACAAGCAUUCUUGAUCAAGACAUUUGGAGUUCAGAUAGUAUGGAUCAUUAUUUAAUACGAACAGCAAGCUCAGUAGACACUCCUCUACAAAGAAUAAGAGAAUUGGGUUCGAAUUCCAGAGAAUUGAACUGCAAAUGGAAUGAUGAUCAGAGGUGGAUCACAGUUAGAAGCAGCAGAAGUGAAUAAGUAGUUUGUGUAACAAUAACAGCUAACACUCUUGCUGUAAAUUUUGUAAAAUACAACCAUUAAUCUCUCUUCUAUUUUCCCCCCUCUUGAUGAUUAUUGAUUAAUUGAUGAUAAAGGGGAGUUUCGACGUAAUUGUCACGUUACUUUAACCAAGGAGUGCAAGAAGAUGUAAUAAACUAACACUUUUUGUCCCAA
Messenger RNA from Capsicum annuum, 2183 nucleotides. Its product is annotated as mitogen-activated protein kinase kinase kinase 18-like. Gene Ontology annotation, molecular function: protein kinase activity; ATP binding. Gene Ontology annotation, biological process: protein phosphorylation. The coding region runs from base 960 to 1988 and encodes 342 amino acids. The transcript has a single exon. The record is from RefSeq and is a predicted model, not a curated record. NCBI's taxonomy places the organism in Eukaryota, Viridiplantae, Streptophyta, Magnoliopsida, Solanales, Solanaceae.